AUGCCCGGCCUGAUAGUGUUCAGGAGAAGAUGGAGUGUCGGAUCGGACGAUUUGGUCGUUCCUGGCGCAUUCCUUUUCUCCAUGCAUCUCAUAUGGACCAUAAUACUGGGCGUAGUUCUGUUCCUAGUCGAGUACGACCGAAGUCAGCAGUGCGUCCUGUUGCUAUGGAGUCUCGUAGUUGGCUAUCUUGCUAUCCUAGUCCUCUCAAUGGCCUUGGAAGUGAGCGUAUGCGCAGUAGCCAUACGUGGAAGCAUCCUCGAUACGGGAAAAAGGGCUGCAAUGCAGUAUAUACUCUACCUCAGACUGACUGUGAUGAUCAUUGAAGCCGCAUGGCUCUCAGCAGGCAUAGCCUGGCUAGUAAACUAUUAUUUAGACUGUCCUGUAGAUAAAGCGAAGGAAACCGUUUUAGUUAUGGUAGCUUUCAAUUGGUGUAUUCUUUUGUCCGUCAUAAUAACUGUUUGGUGUACCUAUGACAGUGCUGGACGCUCUUGGGUGAAAAUGAAGCAGUACCAAAGAUCCAUGAGGGAAUCUGAGUCCAAAUUCCAGUACAAAAGAUCGGGUAGUACUAGGAACUGGAGGCAAAGGAAGGUUCUCAGGGCUUAUCAAGACAGCUGGCAUAAUAGAUGUCGUUUCUUAUUUUGUUGUUCCUCUGCCCACGACAGAAAUCGAAAUUCCUUCACUGACAUAGCCAGACUGCUGUCGGAUUUCUUCAGGGAUCUAGAUGUCGUACCGUCUGAUGUUAUCGUGGGGUUGGUACUGUUGAGGAAAUUCCAGAAGAUCGAGCAAAAAGCUAUCGUCGAACAGCGAAAGAAUGACACCUACGAGUUCCUAUCUGGAGUUCCCAUAACUCCCAAGACAAAUUUUUUGGCAUUACAUGAAGAUGGCAGCGACUUGGAACUAUUUCAAGGAGUCAUACACUACGCCAACUUCGCUGUCCGAGCUUACGGUUGGCCCAUAUACAUGGUGACCAAUUCCAUGGGACUGUGCCAUCUAUGUGCUGGCUUGAGGUGUUGUUGCUGCAUUCCUUGUCGGAAGAGUGGAGAAAGUCCUCAGCCAGAAAUAGUUGAGGAUAAUUGUUGUCGUUGUAAUUUCGUCACUUUACAGAAACUCGUCGAUCACGGAGACAUUGAAAUAAUUUACGCGACCUAUCACGUUGACGUAGGACAAACUCCCUUUUUCGUCGCCAUUGAUUAUGAUCGCAAAAAGGUCGUUAUAAGCAUCAGAGGAACUCUAUCCAUGAAGGAUAUUUUGACGGAUUUGAACGCAGAAGGAGAAACUUUGCCCUUGAGUCCGCCUAGGGACGAUUGGUUAGGACACAAGGGCAUGGUGCAGGCAGCACAGUAUAUAUUGGAAAAACUGGAUGAAGAGCAGCUCAUCGAGAGAGCUUGGUCGCAUAAAGUCGAGCGAGGCACUGGCGAUUUCGGCAUAGUGAUCGUUGGACAUUCUCUUGGUGCUGGAACAGCUAGCAUCCUCGGCAUACUUCUCAGACAGAGGCAUCCGGACCUUCUGUGUUAUUGCUAUUCGCCACCAGGCGGUCUUCUGUCCUCUCCUGCUGUCGAUUACACCAAGGAGUUCACUGUGUCGGUAGUGGUGGGAAAAGAUGUUGUUCCUCGGAUAGGGUUGCAUCAAAUGGAGACGCUGAGGACUGACCUCAUAAACGCCAUAAAGAGGAGUGUCGAUCCCAAGUGGAAAACCAUCGCUUGCAGCGUCCUCUGCUGCGGCUGCUCGCAACCCACUUCAGCAGUGGAACUGUCCACUGGAGAAAAGGAUGUCAGCGAGUACAUGCGCUGCAAGGAGAACGCUCGCUGUUUGGGGCUGCACCCCUCUGACAGCUCCAUAGCUCUCACGAGCCACCAGCCCCUUUUUCCUCCAGGUAGAAUAGUCCACAUCGUCAGACACCAUCCGACCACCGGGCAACAAGCCCUGAACUCGAAGGAACCGGUCUACCAGGCCCUAUGGGCAGCCAACGUGGACUUCGACGAAGUCCUCAUCUCCCCAGUCAUGAUCCAGGACCACAUGCCCGACAAAGUGCUCGAUGCCCUCAACAAGGUUGUAACUACCAUGGGCCCCAAAAAACCUCAACGCUCCUCCUCCACAAGCGAUCCAUCCUCCAACUACUUCUCCGCAACUUCCAUUCCCAAUUACUGCUUGGAAACCAGUUUCACUUCCCUUCAAAGCCCAUCCAGUCAAUCCUCCAUCACCAACGGUUACUACUCCUCAAAAAGCCACCACUCCCCGCUAUCUCUCCAGCGUUACCCCUCAAACUCACCCUCGAAUGCAUUCUUUCCCAAAAAUCCCUUCUCUAGCCUCAAGAGUCCCUCUAUAGGAACCCAGCAUUCUUCUGAACCCCAGGCUAUCACCAGAACGUUGAGUUUGAGUCUGCGCAGUUGUACCAGUCCGAAGGUCGAUUUAAUUCACGAUGAUUGGUUGGGGUUGGCACCCUUGGCUAGCCCUGAAAGUCUAUCGGAAUUGUCCAGUAUUAGUUCCAGGACCAGUCUGGUUAAGAGCAAUGUUAUUGUCGAGGUCAAUUCUACACCGAAGAUCAUGCGUAGGACUACUAAGAUCAUAGGCAAUUUGAGCACCUGCGCUGAUGAUAUUCGUAACGUCAAAAACUUCCAGAAAGCCAAAACGUUCACAAGGUUACUGACCAAUAACAAUGCAGAAAGCUCUUCGAGUAGUAAUCUUAGCUACGAGUCUGCUUCAAGUAGCACUAAGUGCUGUGGAGGCAGAAGUACAGCUGAGGAAGUGUGCCAAACACUGGAGUGUGGUGGAACUGAAUGUGAACCGAGCGACAACGAAUUUCAGUCGGCAGAAGAUAUUUUAGACAACGUACUCGCUAGCGCUGGUUGCAAAGAAUUCUUCAACUCUGAAUCUAACUUUCUGGAAACGCAUUUCGACUUACUGCAAGAACAACUGUCUGAUAGUCCGAGUGUAGGGUACUUUGGUUCAUGCCCAACAACAUAUCCACAGAUGACAUCCCCCACUUCCCCCUACGAAAUCGACCCGGACCUCAUCUCGAACCUAGCCAUCGACCUCAACCUAGACCAAGAACACCGAUCCCUCCACUUCCAGAAACCCCCCACCCGUUCUCACAGCCACCCCUCCAGCAGCAUCGACUCGGGCAGCGCGUGUCGCACCCCCUGCGACCACCCCAAGAACGUCACGUUCAACCCCCAAGUCGUCACUGUCGACGCCUCUAUCUGUGACCCACCCUAUUCUCCACCCAGAUGGCUCCACCUCUUCCGCAGCAAGACCGCCCGCCAGAGGGCGGAGCCACUCCCACCUGUUGCGACCGUCAGGCCCGGCGCACCAAUCAAGACGAUCCUGUCGAGCAAGAGACGGAGCGAAGAGAGUGAGGAGUGUUUUGCACGGACAGAGGCGUUGCCUUUGCUGAGUGGGUUGGGCAAUAGUGCGAGUGAGAGGACGCCUAGUCCGGGUUUCGUGAGGAGGAAGAAGUAUGUGUACCCUUCGGAUGUGGUGGUAGUGACUCAGCAUCCUAAUGAGAGUACUGUUUAA
Molecule: messenger RNA, 3516 nt
Organism: Phaedon cochleariae (mustard beetle)
Lineage: Eukaryota; Metazoa; Arthropoda; Insecta; Coleoptera; Chrysomelidae
Source: the annotation of a GenBank genome assembly